GUUGUUCGAUUGGGUAAAUACGGAGAAGGAGGCGGGACUAGUAAUGGACGAUCUGGGGCUUCGUGGAUAGCCGAUGUACUGUCGUGAAUAAGAAGCCCCGGUGUGGGGAGUUUAGAAAAAUGCCUGAUUUGAAUCUCUAAAAGAACCUGAGGGCUGUUUAACAAUCGAUCACUUUCAGGCUCCUAUGGUUGCCUAACUUAACACUCAUCUUUGUGGGAUAAUAGGCUUGUAGCAGUGGCCUUUUGCGGCGGGUUUCGCAUCAGGCAGUACAGUGGACGUCCCCGGCACCGGGGUCCUCAGACACUGAAGAUUGACGGCAGACCGCAGGGAUGGCGGCAGGGCAGAGUGGGUGGCUGCGGCCCGCUCUGGGGCUGCGCUUGCUGCUGGCGACUGCGUUUCAAGCGGUAUCUGCUCUCGGGGCAGAGUUUUCGUCAGAGGCAUGCAGAGAGUUGGGUUUCUCUAGCAACUUGCUCUGCAGUUCUUGUGAUCUUCUUGGACAGUUUAAUCUGCUUCCACUGGAUCCUGUUUGCAGAGGGUGCUGUCAGGAAGAAGCACAAUUUGAAACCAAAAAGCUGUAUGCAGGAGCCAUCCUUGAAGUCUGCGGAUGAAAAUUGGGGAGGUUCCCUCAAGUCCAAGCUUUUGUCAGAAGCGAUAAACCCAAACUGUUCAGAGGUCUACAGAUCAAGUAUGUUCGAGGCUCAGACCCUGUACUAAAGCUUUUGGACGACAACGGGAACAUUGCUGAAGAGCUAAGCAUCCUGAAGUGGAACACGGACAGUGUGGAGGAGUUCCUGAGCGAGAAGUUGGAACGCAUAUAAACCGUGCUUAGCCGCUCUUGUCACUAAUCAAAUGAACUAUCACAGCACCUGGAAAAUAACUUAGUUUUGCAUGCUUACAUUGAUCAGUCUUUUUUAUGUACAUUAUUAAUCUUCAGAUUAGAAACUGAAGUAGCACCAACCACAACCCAUAAUAUAUAAGAUCUGGCAAGCUUAACAAACCCAUCUCUUAGAAAUUUCUAUUCUUCUGCACUUGUUGAUAUCAGCAGUGAAAUGCUUUGGAAAGAGGCAUCUGGUUAAUUAUGCAAAUAAUAGUUUGUGAUAAUUGGUCCAGUUUUACAAACAACAGAAUUUUAAAUAGGGGAGGUUAGUAAAGGAGAUGCCUCCCUUGCUGUGUGCUCUUUGAAAGUAAUUGACAGAAAACUACAAACAAGUAGGAUGCAUUGCACCUCAACAAUGUACCCAGCCCAGAGCCCUCGGAGCUUCUGUCGUGCUCAGCUUUCUUUUUAGUACAAGUAUUUGUAGUUUGUAAUGAAUGUGCCACAUACAAUUCUGUAGCCUUAUUAUUAUGGAACAGAUUGAAGAUCUAUAGUAAGAAUGUAAUACUUAUAAAGGUUUGCAUUAAUGAGGAUUACACAGAAAACCUUUGUUAAGGAUUUGUGUAGAUCUGAUAAUUGGCAAAUUUUUAUUUUUAAAGUAUUCUUACAGAAGAGUUCCAUUUAAGAAUGUUCACUUAUAGGACCAAAUAUAAAUAAAAACUUUCAAAUAUGUUUGAUUUUAAAUUA
This is a messenger RNA of Arvicanthis niloticus (Nile rat), 1561 nucleotides long. It is a transcript of the gene Selenof, whose product is annotated as selenoprotein F. Gene Ontology annotation, molecular function: oxidoreductase activity. Gene Ontology annotation, cellular component: endoplasmic reticulum lumen. NCBI's taxonomy places the organism in Eukaryota, Metazoa, Chordata, Mammalia, Rodentia, Muridae. The record is from RefSeq and is a predicted model, not a curated record.